AUGGCUCGUAAAGCAUCAGCUGCUAAUGAUUAUAAAUCUUUAACUGCCUCUUCAAUUUGUGUUGAGUCUAUCACAGACAGCCAAUCUGAUAUUGGGGAGAAGCUACUGGCAGUUGAAAGUGAUUCAUUCAAGAUGAGUCACUUGGAAAUGAACGAAUGUGAUCCAAGUGGCUCCUCACGUGCCUGCGCUCAUGAUACAGAACUUGAUCGAGAUAAGUAUCAGAAGCCUAUUGGAAGAAACCUCAUGGUCCCAUCUGUAGAAAUCAAUCUUAUGGAUGAUUUUCUGGAAAUGGAAAGACUUGCAGCUUUGCCAGAUACAAAUAGUGGAAGUUCUUAUCUUGAGCCAGAACCUGUAUCAGAUAAAGGCAAUGGUAGUGGAAACCCGUGGAAAGAAGAACUAGAAUCCAUGAUUAACAGGACUGCUGAACUAGAGGAGAAGUUGGAAAAGAUGGAAGAAGAAAAAUUUAAAUCAGAAAUGGCUUUGACUGAAUGCCAGAAACAGCUUGAGACGUUGAGGAGUCAGCUGAAGGAAGCAGAUGCAAGGAUGGGAGAGCAGCAAGUUCAGUUAGCUCUUGCAAAUGAAUCAAGACAAACUAGAGAGGAAGAGAUAAAGGGCAUUGAAGCAAAGACUGAAGAGACAGAAUCACAACUCAUCAUUGCUAAAGCUGAGAUCAAAACCUUGCUUUCUAAAGUUGUUUCAUUAGAUUCAGAGGUUGAGAAAGAGCGUGCUUUGUCAGCUGAGAAUGCUGCAAAGAGCCAGAAGUUGGAAGAUGAGCUCUCAGAAAUGAAACGUGAAGCUGAGCUCCAGCAUGAGAAUGAGCGCAGGCGUGUUGCCAGCUUUAAUGAAGAGUCGAAGAUAGCACAGGAGAAAGAGCUAGCUGUUGCCGCAAGUAAACUUGCGGAGUGCCAGAAAACGAUCUCAUCUCUUGGUCUUCAGUUGAAAUCUCUUGCAACAUUCGACGACUUCCUGCUUGAUUCUGAGAAAUCCUCAGAUGUCAGUAGUGAAGGAUUAAAGGGUCAAGCGGAUGGUGAACAAUGGAAACCAGAUCCUAGAAAUCUAUCUUCAGAUAGAGAUUCUGAGGUCUUCCAAGUCAGUGGAGGUGCUUUAAGAUCAAAGAAUGGCAGUGCUAGGGAGUCAUCAUUAUCAUUAAACUCAAGCUUUGUUUCUGAAAAGAACCGAAAUGGGUUUGGAAAGUUUUUCCCCAGAGGUCAGAAUAGGGUUCGAAAUGAAAAUUAG
This is a messenger RNA of Dovyalis caffra, 1236 nucleotides long. The record is from the annotation of a GenBank genome assembly. Lineage: Eukaryota; Viridiplantae; Streptophyta; Magnoliopsida; Malpighiales; Salicaceae.